AGAGAGAAGCAGAAGAAGAAGGCUGUGGGCAGCAAUGGAAAUUGAGGGUAAGAAAGAGCAGCCGAAGCUGAACAAGUAUGCACUUGGAUGUGCUAUAGUAGCUUCAUUGAUCUCCAUUAUAUUUGGUUACGGUGCGUCUCUCUCUCUCUCUCUUUCUUUCUCUUUAAAAAAAAUGGCAGAAUCCAAAGCUUCUAAUAAUGCAGCUUAUGGACCACCGGAGGUGUUUCAGUCUCCGGGAAAACGCCCUAGAAACAAAUAUGCUCUCGGUUGUGCUACCUUGGCGUCCAUGACUUCAGUUCUACUGGGCUAUGAUAUUGGAGUGAUGAGUGGAGCAGCACUUUUCAUCAAAGACGAUCUGAAAGUUACCGAUACACAAAUUGAAAUCCUACUUGGAAUUAUCAAUAUCUACUCUCUUAUUGGUUCAGCAGCAGCUGGAAGAACAUCAGAUUGGAUCGGACGUCGGUACACCAUCGUCUUCGCCGCCGUAAUCUUCUUCGUAGGUGCUCUUUUAAUGGGUUUCGCCACCAAUUACGCUUUCCUUAUGGUCGGAAGGUUCGUUGCUGGUGUCGGCAUUGGUUAUGCUCUCAUGAUCGCCCCUGUUUAUACGGCCGAAGUUGCCCCAGCUUCGUGUCGAGGAUUCUUAACUUCCUUCCCUGAAGUCUUCAUUAACGCCGGAAUUUUGCUGGGUUACGUUUCCAAUUUCGCGUUCGCUGGGCUUUCACUCCACCUAGGAUGGCGUCUCAUGCUCGGAGUCGGAGCGAUUCCAUCGAUAUUCUUAGGGCUUGGUGUUCUCGCCAUGCCCGAGUCACCGCGUUGGCUCGUUAUGCAGGGUCGACUCGGAGAUGCCAUCAAAGUUCUUGACAAAACAUCCGAUUCCAAAGAGGAGGCUCAGUUGAGACUCGCCGACAUCAAGGAAGCCGCACGGAUUCCGCCGGAGUGUAACGAAGACGUCGUGGCGGUACCGAAACAGAGUCACGGUGAAGGUGUAUGGAAAGAGCUCUUCCUUCACCCUACACCAGCAGUGCGACGUGUCGUAAUCGCAGGCAUUGGAAUUCAUUUCUUCCAACAAGCUUCGGGGAUUGAUGCUGUGGUGUUGUAUAGUCCACGGAUCUUCGAGAAGGCCGGGAUCCACGACAAGAACAAGAAGCUUGGAGCGACUGUAGCCGUUGGAUUCGUGAAGACGAUCUUCAUCUUGGUCUCUACCUUUUUCGUAGACAAGGUUGGACGGCGACCGUUGCUGCUAAGCAGCGUAGCAGGCAUGAUCCUAUCAUUAGGGUUUCUCGGAUUCGGGUUAACGAUGGUGGAUAUCCACCCGAAUGACAAGCUGGUGUGGGCCAUAGCGAUAUGCAUACUGAUGGUGUUGGCUUACGUGGCGUUCUUCUCGAUAGGGAUGGGGCCCAUCACGUGGGUAUAUAGCUCUGAGGUUUUUCCGUUGAGGCUGAGAGCACAAGGUUGCAGCGUCGCCGUGGCGGUGAACCGUGUCACGAGUGGUGUGAUAUCUAUGACAUUCUUAUCUCUGUCCAAGGCCAUCACAAUCGGCGGCGCUUUCUUCCUAUUUGCCGGAAUAGCUUUGGUAGCAUGGCUCUUCUUCUUUACAUUCUUGCCGGAGACACAAGGGAAGAAUCUAGAAGAUAUGGAUGCUCUGUUUGGCAAGUUUCAUUGGAAAGAGUCCCUCCACAAGAAGGGCAACAAUGGAAGCAAAGAAACCACCUCUAAUGGAGAUGUCCAGUUAGGUAAUAAGGCUUAGUUAAUUAGUUUUUAAUACUUAAAUCUUCUUUGGUAAUACAAGAAGUUAAAAUA
Messenger RNA from Telopea speciosissima, 1800 nucleotides. Its product is annotated as probable polyol transporter 6. Gene Ontology annotation, molecular function: carbohydrate:proton symporter activity. The record is from RefSeq and is a predicted model, not a curated record. Gene Ontology annotation, biological process: transmembrane transport. NCBI's taxonomy places the organism in Eukaryota, Viridiplantae, Streptophyta, Magnoliopsida, Proteales, Proteaceae. Gene Ontology annotation, cellular component: membrane. The coding region runs from base 35 to 1747 and encodes 570 amino acids. The transcript is spliced from 3 exons.